This is a messenger RNA of Exophiala aquamarina CBS 119918, 282 nucleotides long. RefSeq lists its product as uncharacterized. The annotation marks the transcript as partial. The record is from RefSeq and is a predicted model, not a curated record. Gene Ontology annotation, molecular function: DNA binding; zinc ion binding. NCBI's taxonomy places the organism in Eukaryota, Fungi, Ascomycota, Eurotiomycetes, Chaetothyriales, Herpotrichiellaceae. Gene Ontology annotation, biological process: DNA-templated transcription. The transcript has a single exon.
AUUAUUGAAGAAGGUAUCCAACAUCUAUCACACAAAAUGCGAAUUCCCAAUGAUAUCACCAACGUGCACAUCACUCUGCUAGCUCUAGUCUACACCGCAAUUCAAUCCCCUUCAGCGGAUGUUUGGAUCUCGAGCGGUGCCGCGAUGCGGUCCUGUCUAGAGCUUGAACUUCAUCCAGAGUUUAGAGCAAUUCUCCUCGACCGCUCUCAAUGCAAGCUCUAUCGUCGAGUGUUUUGGGCAGCAUAUUGUAUGGGCAGAUCCGUCUGUUCGGCGCUCCGCAGG